AUGGGCAACACAUGCCGUGGAUCAUUCGGGGUCAGACCUUUUCAGGGCUACACUCAGCCCGAAGACCAAUCAAACUCCAAACACAAAUCAUCACCCGGCCGCUCUAACUCCUCUAACAGCUACUCCCCGACGAGCCUAACCUCUCAACACCUCGUCGCUCAAGAAUUCUCCAAAAAAAGCAAAAAAGACUCGAAUUUGCCGCCUCCCGUUAGCUCAAAGAAAGAAUAUAGCACCAUGAGCCGCGGCUCGACUAACCAAGCUUACUUCGUGUUGGGUCAUAAAACCCCGAAUAUCCGUGAUCUUUACGUAUUGGGCCGUAAAUUGGGUCAAGGCCAAUUCGGCACGACUUAUUUAUGCACAGAGAUCUCAACUGGUGUAGAAUAUGCUUGUAAAUCGAUAUCAAAGCGAAAGUUGAUCUCAAAAGAGGAUGUUGAAGAUGUGAGAAGGGAGAUUCAGAUAAUGCAUCAUUUGUCGGGGCAUAAGAAUAUAGUUACAAUUAAGGGUGCGUAUGAAGAUCCUUUGUAUGUUCAUAUUGUGAUGGAACUCUGUGCCGGGGGAGAAUUGUUCGACCGUAUAAUUCAAAGGGGACAUUACAGCGAGCAUAAAGCAGCCGAGCUGACAAAGAUCAUUGUUGGGGUUGUUGAGGCGUGUCACUCGCUUGGGGUCAUGCACAGAGACCUUAAACCGGAGAAUUUCUUGUUGGUUAAUAAGGAUGACGAUUUCUCUCUUAAAGCUAUUGAUUUCGGGCUUUCGGUUUUCUUCAAGCCAGGUCAGAUUUUCAAGGAUGUGGUCGGGAGCCCAUAUUACGUGGCGCCUGAGGUUCUUUCGAAGCAUUAUGGCCCAGAAGCAGACGUGUGGACAGCAGGAGUUAUAGUCUAUAUAUUGCUUAGUGGUGUACCUCCUUUUUGGGCUGAGACUCAGCAGGGAAUAUUCGAUGCUGUGUUGAAAGGACAUAUUGAUUUUGAAUCUGACCCUUGGCCACUAAUAUCAGAAAGUGCUAAGGAUCUUAUUCGAAAGAUGCUAUGCAUGAAACCAUCCGAGCGGUUGACUGCUCAUCAAGUAUUAUGUCAUCCGUGGAUAUCUGAACAUGGCGUUGCACCUGACAGAGCCCUAGAUCCAGCUGUUCUUUCUCGUCUCAAACAAUUUUCUGCAAUGAAUAAGUUAAAGAAAAUGGCUUUACGGGUAAUAGCUGAAAGCUUGUCAGAAGAGGAAAUUGCAGGCUUAAGAGAGAUGUUUACAACUAUGGACACUGAUAACAGUGGAGCAAUCACAUUUGAUGAACUCAAAGCUGGUUUAAGAAAAUAUGGAUCUACUUUAAAGGAUACAGAAAUACGUGAUCUUAUGGAUGCGGCCGACGUAGACAAUAGUGGGACCAUUGACUACGGAGAAUUUAUAGCAGCCACAAUUCAUUUGAAUAAACUCGAACGUGAAGAACAUCUUUGGGCUGCAUUCCAAUACUUUGACAAAGAUGGAAGUGGCUAUAUUACAGUCGAUGAACUUCAACAAGCUUGUGUAGAACACGGGAUGACAGAUGUUCCAUUGGAAGACAUUAUCAAAGAAGUUGACCAAGAUAAUGAUGGUAGGAUUGAUUAUGGAGAAUUUGUUGCCAUGAUGACAAAAGGCAAUGCUGGUGUUGGGAGGCGAACAAUGAGAAACAGCUUAAAUAUAAGCAUGAGGGAUAGUCCCCGAGCUUUCUAG
Messenger RNA from Striga hermonthica, 1698 nucleotides. NCBI's taxonomy places the organism in Eukaryota, Viridiplantae, Streptophyta, Magnoliopsida, Lamiales, Orobanchaceae. The record is from the annotation of a GenBank genome assembly.